CUACCUAGUGGGUGUGGUGCGUUCGUUUAGUGUGCUAUUUAUCGUUUGAAAAAUCAUCACUUUUCUUUAAAAAAGAUCACCUUCAUUAUCUUCAUUUCGUUUUAGAAUAUCUCUUCAAAGUAAAUCAACAGUUUUCAUUCAAUAUUUUUUAUUUUAAAUAAUUUUUGAAAAAAAAAGCUUGUUUAAAAGAUGUUUGCUGCUAUCAUCGAAGAAGAAAUGAAAUUGGACGCGAUGCAACGCGUAUGGCAGACAAACUUCCGGUCGCCCGGCGCCCUCGUUUUCGAGGAAGCCCAAGAAAUCACUCCCUUUGUAAAUGAGUCACCUCAGGAAGUUGAGAAACCUUUACCAAACAACAUAUUAUCUAACUCAACUUUGGAUUAUGAACCCAUCGCUACAUCAACCUUCCAAGUUCCAUUCAAAACUAAAUCCUUAAAAAAACCUUUAAAACCAAAUCACCUAAUCCUAAAUGCCUCCGACAAUGGAGAUUUCCCUGCCCAAUACACAAUAACACCAGUUGAAGGUCAUCAAUUUCCCACAGUUGGGGUUUACAUUGAUAAACGUAUCCUACCUGGUUUUAAAUACAGAGUUCGCCCUUUGUCCGCUUUGGGUGGCUCAUCCGAACAAAAGAAAUGUUUGUUCGGGGGACAAGGUUUGGUGUUAAAGUCAAUUGGACGUGGUUAUUCGAGAAGAUUUACAUUUGAGAACGAAAAAUAUUUCUGGAGUGACAAUCGACCGGAAGGUUUUGCUUUCGAAUUGGAGGUGGUUUCAAAAGGGGAUAAAUUCACCGUUUUCGAUGUCAACAGAGAGGCCCAAGGGACGGCAGAAAUCGUUGAAAUUGAGGAGAAACAGGUUGAAAUAGGUACUGCGGUUGGCGUGGAAGCGAUCGAGAAAAGGGUUAAAGUAACAAUGACGGCUAAAGUUGAAUUUUAUGAAACGGGGGUUGCCCAAAUGAUGCCCGUUAGCGGAAUCGCCAUUUGCGUUAAAAAACCCGGACAAGAUCGUGCUCUCAUCAAGAAGAUUAUUAACGUUAACAUCAAACAUCACAGGUAUUAUUUUACCCCAGGAUUUAAGAACGCUUUUCGUAGAGUUACCGUCCAAGGAAUCGACAUCAAUGAUUUACCAACUAAAUACACCAUGACUGGUUUACAACCAUAUGAAAUUCCUGUCGUAGGAACUUACGUGGAUCCAAGAAUCAUUCCAGGAUUUACUUAUCGCAUCCGCCCAAAUGAUCGCAAAAAACAUCUUUUUAAUGGAGAAUCUCUUAAAUUACAAAGCAUUGGAAUGGGUUACGCUAAAAGACUGACUUUUGAAUCAAACACCAAACUAAACCCAUCCAAUUAUUUGUGGUCUGAUAAUCAUAGGGAUGGUUUAGGUCUGGAACCAAGAGCUGUUCUAAAAGGGAUGAAAUUCAAGGUGCUUGCCGGCGAUCAAAUUCUUGGCGAAGCUACAGUUUUUAGAGAUGAUCUCCCACAAACUGAAAAAUUUAUGGAAAAAGAGUUAACAUCAACCGGAAAAUAUUCAAUAACAAAAUACAUUCAAAUAGACGUGAUAUGUCACAUAAAAUUAGAAUGUAGUAGAUUAUCCGAAAACGAGCAAUUAUUGAGAGUGUGUGGAUUGGCGGUUGUCCAAAAACUACCGGGAAAUAACCAGGCGAAAGUUUUAAAGGUCGAAAAUGUCGGUUUGGAUUCCCAAUUAUAUUUGCUCUUUGCACACUCCCAAACAGAGUUGACCUUUAUUCCUGCUUAAAAUAAAAUUAUCGAUCUGUUUUAUGGAUUUACUUACCAGUUGGACUGAUGAGAAGAUUUAAGGAAAGAAAUAAUGAUAUUAACCAAAAAACUCAAUCAAAACUUUUUUAAAUUAAAACUUGUUUUUUAUUAUUAUAAUUAUCUCUAUUUU
Molecule: messenger RNA, 1896 nt
Organism: Onthophagus taurus
Lineage: Eukaryota; Metazoa; Arthropoda; Insecta; Coleoptera; Scarabaeidae
Source: RefSeq, a predicted model, not a curated record